Molecule: messenger RNA, 2839 nt
Organism: Panicum virgatum (switchgrass)
Lineage: Eukaryota; Viridiplantae; Streptophyta; Magnoliopsida; Poales; Poaceae
Product: extensin-like
Exons: 6
Coding region: 1-927 (308 amino acids)
Source: RefSeq, a predicted model, not a curated record
AUGGAAAGCCGAUCAAAUUACUCCCCUGAUUACGUUGGACUUUCCAAAGCAACGAUUAGCCCUGCCUCGUCAAAACGCGCCAGGCGCCUCCCCGUGGCUCGGCUCCGCCGCCGCCGCCGCCGCCGCUUCCCAACUCCAGGACACCACGCCAGGGCGGCCAGGCGCCCGGACCCCCGCGCGCCGCCCGCGAGCCACCGGACGCCGGCGCCACGCCAACGCCAGGACGCCGCGCGGCACGCCGGCGUCGCCCCGCACUGCUCCUCCCGGACGCCGCGCGGCACGCCCGCGCCCCCACCUGCCGUUGGCGGCGCACUCCUCCUCCCGGACGCGGUCCGUGCGCCACCUGCCGGCAUCUGGACGCUGACGCCGCACGCCGCGGCUCGCACGCCCCGGCCGCCCGGAUGCCGCCACCACGCGCCCCCGCCAACGGCGGCAUGGCGCCUCGGACGCCUGCGCCGCACAACGACCCCUCCGUUCCUGCCACAGCCACCAUGCCACUCGACGACACCAAGCAGCUCGACGACCUGCUCGACUGCAGCCGGGCACGGCCCUAUGGCCAAGCGGGAGAGGGCCGCUCGGUGGUCUCCUCCAAGUUCGGCCACCGCAGAUCGCCCCCACCCCGGCGCGCCCCCGACGCAAUCAGAUCAUGAACCGGCCUCCCAAGCCGUCCUCCUCACCACGGCUCACCUCCACACCCCCGGCCCCGUGGAUCGCCCCCACUGGCCACCAGCAGUGCCGGCCCCGUGCACUGCCAUCCCGACCCAACCAGAUCAGAAGCCGGCGUCGUUCCAGGUGAGCUUGGCAACUGGCAAGCAACGCGCGAUGCAAACCGGGAAGAUUGGCGUUGGUCCCUGUGUGGGAGAAUGGGCUUGCGCCACCAUCGGUGAAGGUUUCGUCACAUGCAGGUGUAAGGAAUCAAGAUGCUAGGGUGCAGCCGAAGCCUGAAGCACAGGACGUUGCUGAGCCGGACUUUCUAGCAGAAGGUCAAGAGGUCUCUGCAACAACAAACAUCACAACAUUGGCUAUCCUCAACUUCUCAAUUUCAGAAAUAUCUCUCGUGCAGGGUUGUCUGAUUUAUAUUUAUAUUUUGCAUAUUUGCAGUAUAAAAGCUACCCGCAUACUCCUAGAUAGUAGACUUCUAAAUUGGUUGUAAUACAAUAUCAAUUGGAGCUUAUUGGUUUAGCGACAUUCAUGUGUACCACUACAGAUAAGAUCCUCACCAUUAUUCCUGAAGACGAGCAUCCGGUUCAAGAAUGUAGGUAGCAGCGCAUUCCUGCGGACAUUGUGCGUUGAUUGCUAGAGAUGGAGGAUACGGCUGAGGAUGCGACAGACCGUGCUUGUCAAUGUACCUGCAAGAUAACUUUGGGAUUGCUUAUUACCAUCGCUGCGGCAAGCACCGUUGGAUACCAAGGUAGGACCAGAUGCUUCUCUUGGUAGCAAGACAUUACUGGUUUGAUUUAUUUGUACGGUGAAAAAUCUUCUACUAAUUGGAAUUGCACAUAAGAUCUCACAGAUGAAAGCUAUAAGUUUCUGAACAAUUAUUUGUUCACUAUCUUGUAGAAGUUCACUAUCAGAAACGUAAAAGGUCCACCAGAUUUCUUUUUAAAAACAACUUUACAGGUUCUCAGUUUUAGCGAUUGAGUAGGCAUUUUUUCUUAUAUAUGCAGCCAACGCUUUCUGAAAGUGUAGAUAUUUCCACACCCGGAAAAAUCUUUUGAACGGCUUCUGCUGCCACUGAAGUACAGAUCACUAUUGAUUUGUUGCGUAACAAAUGAAUAGCUCCUCAAUGUUCAACAACAUAGAUUUGUUUGCUUGAUUUUCUUAUCCUGUUUAAAUGAUUCUUUUCAUAUUGAAUGGGAGCUGAAAGUCAGGUCAUCCUGUUUUCGUCGCAAUCCAUUUUCCAGGUACCCCUCACACUGCAAUAGUCUUGUAGGUUUGAUCUGAUUUGAUAUAACUCAAAAAUGCAAGUGUUGAGGAGAAACAGACUUUUUCUAUCUGAAUGUGUCGUGAUGGUGAUAUGGUGUUAAGGGGAAAUAGUGUCUUGUUUUCAAGGAAACAAAAUACUUCAUUCUCAACUGAACUGCAAUGCAUCUGCUGGGGGAAGGCAAAUUAUUGAUUUUUCUCCUGCCUGAAUGUGUUGUGGUGAGAUGAGGCAUCUGAUUUUGUCCUCUGCACUGUGUUAUCAUUGUUUUUCAGGACUGUAAAUGUAGAGUAAGAGCGGCACUUAUAUCUGUUUAGCGUUUUUCUCUAAAACAAACCUCUAUUGCUUUGCAUCAUUCUAUCUCGGUGAGCUUCCUUCUUGUCCAUUGCAAUGUUGAUUAGGCCAGAUGCUCAGUUGAUGUGAUUACUUAUAUUGUAUUUGAAAUAGCACCAGUGAAAUAGCACAUGUUGCUCCAGCGUGGUUUACUUAUUUUAUCUUUGUUUUUUCAGUUUGCAUGCAUGGAUUUCGGCGAUGUACGAGGAACAUUUGGACUGAAUGCUCAUUGUUAUUAUUGAUUUCAGGCAUGAUUAUUUUGGUCUGUAAAGCAACCUCAAGGUGGAAUUCUUCCUUAUAUUUCUUUGCUUGUAUUUUGUUGCUGUCAAACUGUUUCUGCCUACAUUGCAGUUGGAGUUUGCCGUAAUGAUUAUCACUGAUAUUUCGACCAACAAAUACAAGAGGAAAAUAUUACCUGUUAGGCUAACUUCCUUUUCCCACGUGAGCUAGCUUCCUAUGUUAUGAUGUACAGUUUGAAUGCAUUGUUGCUUCAUUGGAUAACUCUUGCAUGGAUGACUUUAAUAAUGAUGUAGUGAUAAUAUAUGAAUGCAACAUUUAUCACCCGAGUGCGGCUGGAUGGUCUCA